GCAUCCCAGGGAUAACUGUGAGCAGAAAAGGACAGGACCCGACCCACCUCUUCGAAGGAUCCCUCAGCAAGCAGCCUGGGUGGCCGCCUUUUGGGUGGGUUAGACUCUGCCCCCAGAGGGAAAGGCCUGCCAGCUGCAAGGAAGUUCCUCAGAGGAGCUUACCAGGCUAGGCUGCAUGCAGGGCCCCGGUCAGCCCACGCAGCACCCAGGCUGAGCCUUGGCUCUAGUUUCUACAGUUUCCCUCCCCGGCCGUUCUGCCAGGUGGGCAGCAGGUGACUAGGGCCUCAGGCCAGGGAAAGCUGGUGGGGCUGAGAGAAGCAAGAUCCCCCAGGACAGAAGAAACCCAACCACAGUGGCGAUGCCUGUCCCUUGCUGUGAACGAAAAAGCCCAAAUUGCUGCUCCCCACGAAUGGGACUGCUGGAUGCGUCUCUCAAUGUUGUUUGUGUGGGUUCUUUUUUCUUUUUCUGGGAAUAUCUCCCCAUCUAGUGGUCGCCUUAAGGCAUCCUGCUGCUGCCGGCUCUCCCCUUGGUUGGCCAGGCUUCCUUGUAGGCAGUGGCCCUGCUGUCACCCCUUUCCUGGCCCUCCCCGUGUGGACCACCCUGCAUACUUAGUUCCACCCAUAGGCUAAGAUCCGCAAGGCCCCUCGCAGAAGCGGAGCAGCCCUGGAGGGGCUGCUAGUGGCACCAGUCACCCAGGUUGAUGGGCUCCCUGGCUUCUUACCUGAGGCGCCAAGGUCUAGUGGAACCCUUGCCUGCGAGCCCAAUGCCGUGCCUCAGGGAAGCCUGGCUUCAGAGCACAACUUUAUCCUUCCACUUGGCCUCUGCUCUGCUGGUCCCCAAAGCUCUUGCCGGUCCAGCUGGAAGAAGCUGCUCUCUAGUUCUGCCAGGCACCUUCCAGGUUCUCCUGUCCUCAGAUGCACGGAGCGGUGCUCAACUGGAGAUUACUUGAGUUCUAUGGGCACAAAGUUUGUUGUGUCUUUCUUUCCAGGAGUUGAAAUUGGAGAUGAUUUUCGAGAACCUGGCCCUCAAGGAUAGGCACUGCUCUGGGUGACAGCUCGGUGUGGCCAGCACCUCCGCUGAGUCUUCCGAUGCUGCACUUGAGUGUGGGUCUCCGUCUCUGGGUGGACUCCAGCUGAUGGGGUGUUCACUCGGGGGUCACCACUCAACAGUGCUCUGCUCCCUUGGGGCUCAGACCUGCAUCAGCACAUCUUGGGGUGGAAGGACUAGAGCUCCUCCAUGCCCUGGAGAUGGCAGCCAUUCUCCUGACCACGAGACCCAAGGUGCCAGUAUCUUUUGAGGACGUGUCUGUGUACUUCACAAAGACAGAAUGGAAGCUUCUGGACCUCAGACAAAGGGUCCUCUACAAGCGGGUGAUGCUGGAAAACUAUAGCCAUUUGGUGUCACUGGGGUUUUCCUUCUCCAAGCCUCACCUGAUCUCCCAAUUGGAGCGAGGGGAAGGACCCUGGGUAGCAGACAUCCCCAGAACCUGGGCCACCAAAGGAUUGCUCAUAGGUGACAGGACACACAGCACGACAUCAACUUCAACGCAGAAGCAUUCUGGACGACAGCUCCCUGGGGCCGAUCCACAAGGUGGCAAGGAGGGGCAGGCAGCAAGGUCGUCUUCUCUGCAGAGAGGUGCCCAAGGGUUGAGACCGAGCUCAGCCACAGGGUCGCAAGGCCACAAAGGUGCAGAGAAGCGGUACCUGUGCCAGCAGUGCGGGAAGGCCUUCAGCCGCAGCUCCAACCUCAUCAAGCACCUCAUCAUCCACAGUGGCGAGAAGCCCUACGCGUGCCCCGAGUGCGGCAAGCUCUUCCGCCGCAGCUUCGCGCUCCUGGAGCACCAGCGCAUCCACAGCGGCGAGAAGCCCUACGCCUGCCCCGAGUGCAGCAAGACCUUCACGCGCAGCUCCAACCUCAUCAAGCACCAGGUCAUCCACAGCGGCGAGUGGCCCUUCUCCUGCGGCGAUUGCGGCAAACUGUUCCGCCGCAGCUUCGCACUCCUGGAGCACGAGCGCGUGCACAGCGGCGAGCGGCCCUACGCGUGCCCCGAGUGCGGCAAGGCCUUCAGCCGCAGCUCCAACCUCAUCGAGCACCAGCGCACCCACCGCGGCGAGAAGCCCUACUCCUGCGGCCAGUGCGCCAAGGCCUUCAAGGGCGUCUCGCAGCUCAUCCACCACCAGCGCAGCCACAGCGGCGAGCGGCCCUUCGAGUGCGGCGAGUGCGGCAAGGCCUUCCGCGGCCGCUCGGGCCUCAGCCAGCACCGGCGCGUGCACAGCGGGGAGAAGCCCUAUGAGUGCAGUGACUGCGGCAAGGCCUUCGGCCGGCGCGCCAACCUCUUCAAGCACCAGGCAGUGCACGGCGCCAGGCGCCCAGCGAAGGCAAAAGCAGAGGCGGCGCGGCGGCGAGCGGGCUCCAGGAGCGCCAGUCCUGGGAGAGCAGUAGCGGCCAGUAGCCCCCCCAGGGUGAGCGCGGCUUCCAAGCCUUCCAGGCCCAGCCGCCGCUGACUCCCCGCCAGCGCACCCAGGGCGCGGCAGGCCGCCGUGGGGGGCCUUCCAGGGGACGUAGAGACUCAGCCCCCUUCAGGCGGGAAGAGCGCUCUCCCAGGGCCGCGACAGCAGCCACAGCCCUGACCUCUUUGGCCAUCAGAAAACCCCAGGCAGAGCCUCACCCUGAGGCUGAGAAACGCGGGAGGAACUCAGAACAGAGGAACGCACCCUUCCCCCGGGGCCGCCUGCACUGGCUCCUCCGCCGAGGACAGUGCGGACCGCCGACAGAGGCCCUCUACUCCCUCCAGACUCCUGAGCCUUGCAACUCAGGCACAGAGGCGGCACCUGGGGCACUCGUCCC
Molecule: messenger RNA, 2847 nt
Organism: Sapajus apella (tufted capuchin)
Lineage: Eukaryota; Metazoa; Chordata; Mammalia; Primates; Cebidae
Gene: ZFP92
Product: ZFP92 zinc finger protein
Exons: 5
Coding region: 1248-2504 (418 amino acids)
Biological process (GO): regulation of DNA-templated transcription
Source: RefSeq, a predicted model, not a curated record